Molecule: messenger RNA, 1080 nt
Organism: Closterium sp. NIES-67
Lineage: Eukaryota; Viridiplantae; Streptophyta; Zygnematophyceae; Desmidiales; Closteriaceae
Source: the annotation of a GenBank genome assembly
AUUCAGUCGUUUUGUACGGAAACUAAUAUGCUUUGAUAACACCCGUGCCAGUUUUGUUUUCGCGCUUUCAACCAGACUCGACGUUGAGAUUUUCUUGCAUUUCGCGGCGGAAUAGGGCUAAACAUGGGAGGUCUAUCGCACAGCAGCAUUUUAUCAUGCCUUCUGCUCGCCGUCCUCCUUCCUUGUCUGUCAGAAGCCGCGGUGGUUCGGCUGCAGCGCAUCAAGAUCUUUCAGACGCACGACCUGCCGUUCUGGAAGCCGUCGGUGUACUUCCAGUGCGAGGGAGAGCCCAAGCGCCAGCUGGACGUGGUAGUUGAAGCGAACGUGGACUACAAUUUCACUAUGCAUGAGCCCUUCCAGCCCCUGACAGAGCUCACGGCGCCCAAAUGCAAGCAGUGCGGGUUCUACGACGCCGACACGUUGACAGAGGAUGACGCGUUUGACCGCUUCACCCUGUGCCCUCUGGACUUCACUCCCGCCCCCUCUGGCCGCCUGAAUCGCCUGGUGGAGAGCGAGCUGAACGUCACCUUCGUCUGCCUGCACUGCAACCCGGACAGAACGUCGCGGUCCUCUGGAGAUGAGUUCGAGGGGACCGACACCAACAAUGUGAGUCUACUAUACGUCUUCCUCCUAGUGAUUGGGGUGGUUACCGGCAUCACUUGCCUCACUGGCCUUGUCGCAUUUUGGCUGAAAUCGGGAGCGUGGCCUCUCUUCAGACGACGGAUGGACAGCGACACAGCAAAGUUUAUGGAGAUGUUUGACGAGGAGGAUGAGCUCCUGGAUGGGGAUGAUGGUAGUGGUGAAGACAUGGAGAUGGGUGAAGCAGGUGGAACGGCCAGUUCGUCGCCACCAUCAAUGACUUCUGCAUCAAACCGGCAUGGGUCUGCUAUUCGGCAUGACUAAGCUUUGCGCCGAUCUUCCUAGGUGGUGAAUCUAGUUGAUGUCAAUGUGUUAUAAUAACCCAUUUUGUACUUCAACCGUUUUAGGAUGUGCUGUAUGUCUUGUGAUUGUUGUUACUGUCGCGUGGCUAGGCUCGGCGGACCAGCUGUCUCGCUUAUUUGCCACGUCAACUGGCAACCU